AUGAUACCUCGUAACACGACACCGCCCAAGUCUCGGAAUCACUUGAUUUAUGACAAUGCCGCUGUUGGUCAUCAAUUGGCCAUGGAGCGUAAUGACAUGCUUGUUCCCGAUGUGUCUCGUGUGCUUAUUAUUUACACGGGUGGUACGAUUGGUAUGAAACAUACACCAGAACAUGGCUAUGUUCCCCUUCCAAAUCAUUUUGCAGAGUCAUUAUCCAAAGUGAGACGAUUUCAUGAUCCCACGGACGGUGAUUAUCCACCGCUUUCCCGAAGCUCUUCCCAUGAUAGUUUAGACAGUUUAAAUAUCUCGGACAAGACGGAUAAAAAUGAUUUUGGCAAGAUUACAAACACUGUCAAGGCAAUUGAACAAGAAGGUCCUCGUAAGGGACACCCAAAGACCUAUCAAUUACCAAGCUUGAUUACGCCUGUCAGUUUAUACGGUAAAAGAAUCAGAUAUUCUAUUUUGGAAUAUGCACCUCUUUUAGACUCGUGUGACAUUACCAUGUCAGAUUGGGUUCGAAUUGCCAGUGACAUUAAGGAGAAUUAUCAGUUAUACGAUGCAUUUAUUGUCUUGCAUGGUACGGAUACUAUGGCUUAUACUGCCAGUGCCUUGAGUUUCAUGUUGGAAGAGUUGGGAAAAACAGUAAUUAUUACGGGAUCUCAAGUUCCUUUGACUGAAGUCAGAAAUGAUGCUGUUGAAAAUCUACUAGGUGCUUUAACAAUUGCUGGUCAUUUUGUUAUUCCUGAAGUGUCCCUUUACUUUGGUACCAAACUCUAUCGUGGUAACAGAACAAGUAAAAUCAGUGCUGUGGAUUUCGAGGCGUUUGAUUCACCCAAUCUUUCACCUCUUGUCACAGUUGGUAUCGACAUUGAUGUCAAUUGGCCCAUUGUACUUCGUCCUACUCAAAUUGCUAGAUUCACUGUCAACAAAAAGCUUAAUCCCAACGUAGGCUCACUUCGUCUCUUUCCUGGUAUCAAUGAUGCCACCAUUCGGGCAGUUUUAGCUCCUCCACUUCAAGGUGUGGUGUUAGAGACAUUUGGAGCUGGUAAUGCACCAGCACGACCAGCUUUAUUGGCAGCGUUAAAAGACGCCAGUGAACGUGGUGUGGUCAUUGUGAAUUGUACACAAUGUCGUAAGGGUCUUGUGACAGAUUUGUAUUCGACGGGUAAACAGCUAUCAGCAGUGGGUGUUGUUCCAGGAGCAGACAUGACCCCCGAGUGUGCUUUAACCAAAUUGGCCUAUUUACUGGGUAAAGUGCCCAACAAUCCUGAUCUGGUGCGCAAGAUGAUGACACGUAACUUACGUGGUGAGCUGACUGUUCGAGCUCCUUAUCAACGAUUCAGUGCGGCUUCUAAUCGAUCAAGUUUGUUUUUGAAUAUUCUGAUGAAGUAUAACUCCAAAAACAAGGAAGAAUUAGAUGCAAAUGUAUCGGUGGAAGAGGAAUUGUUGGCACAAAAGGCGUUGGCACCUGUGCUGCUUUCUCAAUCGGCUGCCUUGAAUGAUUUGGAAGGGCUACGUAUGAUGGUUGAAAGUGCAGGAGAGAUUAUCAACUUGAAUUGUGCUGAUUAUGAUGGUCGUGUACCACUUCAUGUGGCCUGUAGAGAAGGUAAUUACCAGAUUAUUGAAUAUUUGCUGCUACAUGGUGCGUCCAUCCAUGUAAGAGAUAAGUCAGGACAUACACCUUUAUUUGAUGCCAUUGUUGAAAAGCGUGCCCAAGCAGUCAAAAUUCUUCGUGAAGCUGGUGCGCAUUUAGCUAAAAGCGAAAUUGAUGAUCUCGGACCCUAUUGGUUGAAGGCUAUUAAGAGUAACCAUUCAAAGUGGGUGGAGAUAGCCAUCGAUGCUGGAGUAGAUGUCAACUGGGCAGAACCUGUGGAAGGGCGUCGUGCUAUUGAUGUUGCAGUAUGUGCAGGUAGACUGACCAUCUUAAAAACCUUGUUAAAUCACCCACAUAUCAAUGUUAUCUUUGUCGAUAAAUGGGGUAUGAGUACCUUAGAUAAGAUUGAAAUGAUCAAGUCCAAGUUACAUUUAGUUGAUCCAGCAAAGGCUAUUCCUUUGCAGACCAUAGAGGAAAUGGAGGAGCUAAUUAGAAAUAAAAUUGAGAAGAGUAAAUAA
This is a messenger RNA of Mucor mucedo, 2112 nucleotides long. RefSeq names its product asparaginase-domain-containing protein. Bases 1 to 2112 code for a protein of 703 amino acids. The transcript is spliced from 6 exons. Lineage: Eukaryota; Fungi; Mucoromycota; Mucoromycetes; Mucorales; Mucoraceae. The record is from RefSeq and is a predicted model, not a curated record. Gene Ontology annotation, biological process: amino acid metabolic process. Gene Ontology annotation, molecular function: protein binding; asparaginase activity.